UCGUGGCGUUUUUACAAAAAAGCCCCUCAUGUUUUUGCUAUUCAACGUGCAGUCCUUAUACCAAAACAAGUCAACGAAGCGGUACAGGCGAAAAAAAGAAAAAAAACAGUCGCACGCACCUCCCGAUCCAAUCUCAACCUCCGGCGCGCCGCCACCUCCUGCCACGCCCGACGCCGGCGACGGUCGAUCCGAUGUUCGCCGGCCGCCGGCACCACUUGCGCCGCCCAACGCCGCUGCCAGCUGCGUCGUAGCUAAGGGGGCAACAGUCGCCGCUGCCCCACCUUGUCAUGCCGUUCACGGAGGCGAGGCGACCACCGCCACCGUAGGGCCCAACGUCGCCUCCCACCUGCGUCGCCUUGCGCCGCUGCCACGUAGGCGACCGCCGCCGCCCACCUGCGUUCAAGGAGGCAAGGCGACCACCGCCACCGCAGAAGUUGAAUACAGGUCAGCAUGGAUUGGAAGCUCAAGCGAUCGAAGAGCGUUCCUAAGCUCAAGAACGGAUCGCCCACGAGUCCGACUAAAGAGACGUCAUACUUUCAUCAGCAACGGCCAAAUCCCCAGCGCCGCCGAUGAUGUACACCCCUGUACCCCUUGACUGUACCCCUUGACAUCCAAUACCUCGCGUCUGCUCAACUUGAA
Hordeum vulgare subsp. vulgare (domesticated barley) is the source of this 639-nucleotide messenger RNA. Its product is annotated as verprolin-like. The transcript has 3 exons. Bases 29 to 595 code for a protein of 188 amino acids. NCBI's taxonomy places the organism in Eukaryota, Viridiplantae, Streptophyta, Magnoliopsida, Poales, Poaceae. The record is from RefSeq and is a predicted model, not a curated record.